GAUCUCAAACACUGGCUAUUAAUCCUCUGGUCCAGCCCAUCUUCACGCCCUCCUGCAGCUGGUGCCCAGUGGAGAGAUUUGUUGGCAGAUGAUGGGGUGGAAGUUCAUUCCUUCUGAGAAAUGUUUCUCUCUGAGGCAGAGCAACGUGUGGCAGGAUGUGUGAAGGGCCAUCCAGGAUUUCUGGACCCAUUCCUCCAGACCCAGCGCUCUUUCCGGAGUAUUACAAACGUCCCCUCUCAGCUCAAGGGAGGCUGGAAGGAAAUGCUCAGAAGCUGUAUUUAACCUCCAGCCCCCUGGACUCAGUUGCCAGCCCCUACCCUGCCCUGGGCAGUGCCCGCCAGGCGCAGCCAGCCCCUCGCAUCCGCCCCAGCGGAAAGCUCUUCCUGGAGAGGGGACAGAAAGGGACACUGGGCCUCCUGCUGCAGCUCGAAGGGAUCUCUCUUGAUGGGGGGAUGCCAGCUAAGAGGAAAGAGGCCAAGGACUACGAGAAGGAAAACGUGAGGCGGAUAAAGGAGAUUCAGAAGAAGUGCAAAGAGAAGGAGCGAGCCCAAGAGCGCAGCCAGCCCAAGCCUGUGAAAGCUCUCUGGAAAUCCCAGAAAUACGAGAAUGUGGAGUCAAAGGUGAAGGCCAAACUGCAGGAGACCUCUCCACCUCCCAAUCCAGAGGCUGUGAAUUUCCUGCGGGCGUAUUCCCGCUGUGGCUCUGGGAUCAAGCCAUGCAGACCACUGUCCCCAAAGCCAGUCAGAGCAAAAGCAGGAGCAGACACAGAGGCUCCAGAGGCACAGGGGGCUGAAACCAAGGUGCAGGUGGAGGGCAGGAGCGUUGACUUCAUCAGGCACAACGCGUGCGCUGCCCGGCGGGCCCCGCUGCGCCGCUCGCAGUCCCUGCAGGCGCUGGCCGAGCUGCUGCAGCAGCGGCACCGCCAGCAGGAGGAAUACAACGCCAAGCAGAAGGGCCACGUCCCCCAGUACCUGCUGGAGAGGAAGGAGCUGUGGCGCAAGCAGACGGAGGAGCGGCUGCGAAACCUGCCGGACCCCGACACGCCGCCCGGGCACACCAUGAUGCCCGAGGGCCAGCGCCUGGAGACCCUCAGCAACCUGAAACAGAGCCAGGAGCAGCUGAUAAAGGAGCUGGUUCUGCUGCCAAUGCGUGGAGACAGCCUCAGGAUGCAGAAGAGGCGGGUAGAGCUCGAGAGGAAGCUCUCCCAGAUAGACGAGGCAAUCAAAAUUUUCUCAAGGCCGAAAGUCUUCAUCAAGUUGGACUCCUGAGCUGGUGGGGCCAGGUGUGCUGUGCUGCUCUGCCUGAACAUCCUUUGUUGCUGGGCAGGAAUGGACAUCACUUUGAGAGGGAAAAGAGGAAGCCAAGUUCCAGACCCUGGGCCCAUGCAGGUGCCAAUUACCGUGUCCAGUACACAGCUGGCAUCUCUUGCUCACCUUUCAGUGCUGUGUCUUGUCCACAGAAAAGGGAGGGAGAUGCCCUAAUAAAGGCCCUGCUCAGUGGUCUGGAGAACAGUUGUCUCUGCUGCUUGACUUCUCACAGAUCAGCUCUCUGCUCUGGAACUCUGGCAUCAGCUCUUACUUUCCCUUUUUUUCCUACUUCUAGAAACUGGUAGGAGGUCUCUUGUGCUGCUGCCUGUGGUAUUCCUUGUCAUUCUGCUGAGCUGGACUGUGGUCAUAGCUCAUCCUGAGCACCUGAGAGCUCAGGGAACAGCUUGGGGACAAGAAAAAAGCACAGAGCUUCAGUGUUUUCUGCCCAGGGAAGGGCUGAGCUGUCAGGAGGGUCUGGUCAGAUGUCUGGAGAAGCCUUUGUUGUCUAUGGGGCAGGAGAUACUCCAAUAAAUCAUCAUUUCCAUCUA
Onychostruthus taczanowskii (white-rumped snowfinch) is the source of this 1855-nucleotide messenger RNA. RefSeq names its product enkurin domain containing 1 (gene ENKD1). The transcript has 8 exons. The record is from RefSeq and is a predicted model, not a curated record. The coding region runs from base 156 to 1268 and encodes 370 amino acids. Lineage: Eukaryota; Metazoa; Chordata; Aves; Passeriformes; Passeridae. Gene Ontology annotation, cellular component: cytoplasmic microtubule.